Sturnus vulgaris (Common starling) is the source of this 3002-nucleotide messenger RNA. RefSeq names its product diacylglycerol kinase iota (gene DGKI). The record is from RefSeq and is a predicted model, not a curated record. Lineage: Eukaryota; Metazoa; Chordata; Aves; Passeriformes; Sturnidae. Gene Ontology annotation, molecular function: ATP-dependent diacylglycerol kinase activity; protein binding. Gene Ontology annotation, biological process: phospholipase C-activating G protein-coupled receptor signaling pathway. Gene Ontology annotation, cellular component: plasma membrane; glutamatergic synapse.
AUUCCCUCAACAUUCCAGUCACCAAUGGACCUGUGAAGGAACCAAGAGCGGCCUUAGAGUGGACUGAAAAUGCUGUGAAUGGAGAGCAUCUGUGGCUAGAGACAAAUGUUUCUGGGGACCUCUGCUAUCUGGGCGAGGAAAGCUGCCAAGUCAAAUUUUCAAAGUCAGCUCUGCGGAGAAAGUGUGCUGCCUGCAAGAUCGUGGUCCACAAUGCGUGCAUGGAGCAGUUAGAGAAGAUUAAUUUUCGCUGCAAACCGACUUUCCGAGAAGGAGGCUCCAGAUCACCUAGAGAAAACUUUGUGCGGCAUCACUGGGUGCACCGGCGGAGGCAGGAGGGCAAAUGUAAGCAGUGUGGAAAGGGCUUUCAGCAGAAAUUCUCCUUCCAUAGUAAAGAGAUUGUGGCCAUCAGUUGUUCCUGGUGCAAGCUGGCGUUUCAUAACAAAGUCACCUGUUUCAUGCUGCAUCACAUUGAGGAGCCAUGUUCCCUGGGGGCUCAUGCUGCUGUCAUUGUGCCUCCCACCUGGAUCAUUAAGGUGAAGAAACCUCAGGUGGUCUCCAUACCAGGAGACGAGCCUGAUUGGGCAGGAGACUGGAGCCCCGAAGGGGAAACGGGCGUCUCCUACCCCUAUUGGGAGGGUUGGCAGAACUCCUUAAAGACUUCAACAAGGCGAAAGAAGAGAACAUCCUUUAAAAGAAAAGCCAGCAAAAGAGGAAAUGAAGAUAACAAGGGCCGUCCUUUUGUGAUAAAGCCUAUCUCCUCUCCACUCAUGAAGCCACUGCUGGUUUUUGUCAAUCCAAAAAGUGGAGGGAAUCAGGGAACCAAGGUUCUCCAAAUGUUUAUGUGGUAUUUGAAUCCACGCCAGGUCUUUGAUCUCUCUCAGGAAGGGCCGAGAGAUGCGCUGGAGCUGUACAGAAAAGUGCCAAACCUGAGGAUCCUGGCAUGUGGUGGGGAUGGGACGGUGGGCUGGAUCCUGUCCAUCCUUGAUGAGCUGCAACUCAGCCCCCCACCUCCUGUUGCUGUCCUUCCACUUGGCACUGGGAAUGACCUUGCCCGCACCCUCAACUGGGGUGGGGGUUACACAGAUGAGCCUGUGUCUAAGAUCCUGUGCCAUGUAGAAGAUGGAACCAUUGUCCAGCUGGACCGCUGGAAUCUUCAGGUUGAGCGCAACCCUGAUUUGCCCCAGGAUGAGCUGGAGGAUGGGGCACGUAAGCUUCCCCUCAAUGUCUUCAAUAAUUACUUCAGUCUUGGAUUUGAUGCACAUGUUACGCUGGAGUUCCAUGAAUCCAGAGAAGCAAAUCCAGAGAAAUUCAACAGCCGAUUUAGAAAUAAAAUGUUUUAUGCAGGGGCAGCCUUUACAGACUUUUUGCAAAGAAGCUCAAGAGAUUUAUCCAAGCAUGUUAAAGUUGUGUGUGAUGGUACAGACCUGACUCCAAAGAUCCAGGAGCUGAAGUUCCAGUGUAUAGUGUUUUUAAACAUACCCAGGUAUUGUGCUGGCACAAUGCCCUGGGGGAACCCCGGUGACCACAGAGACUUUGAGCCCCAGCGUCAUGAUGAUGGCUACAUUGAAGUCAUUGGGUUCACCAUGGCCUCACUGGCUGCUCUGCAGGUGGGUGGUCAUGGAGAGAGGCUGCACCAGUGCCGGGAGGUGACGCUUUUGACGUACAAGUCAAUCCCCAUGCAAGUGGAUGGCGAACCCUGUCGGUUGGCUCCCUCCCUCAUCCGGAUCUCCCUGAGGAACCAAGCCAACAUGGUGCAGAAAAGCAAGAGGAGAACGUCUAUGCCCUUGCUGAAUGAUCCUCAUUCCAUCCCAGAUCGCCUGCGGAUCAGAGUGAACAGGAUUAAUUUACAAGAAUAUGAGGGGCUACAUUACGACAAGGAAAAACUCCGGGAAGCUUCUAUUCCCCUAGGAAUCAUAGUUGUACGAGGAGAUUGUGACUUGGAGACUUGUCGUAUGUACAUUGACCGUCUACAAGAGGACCUACAGUCAGUAACAUCUGCUACACAGAGAGUUCAUUACCAGGACCAGGAAAUCUCUUUCCCCAGAGUGCUUUCUGUUCAGAGGCUCUCUCCUAGAUGGUGCUUCCUAGAUGCAACUUCUGCUGAUCGUUUCUACCGCAUUGACAGAUCUCAGGAACAUUUGCACUUUGUGACUGAAAUUUCGCAGGAUGAGAUUUUUAUUCUGGACCCAGAGAUGGUAAUGUCUCAGCAGGUGGGGACACCACCAGGAAUGCCUGACCUGGUAGUGGAGCAGGCAACUGGGAUAUCAGAUCGGUGGAACCCUGCAGUUCGGAAGAGGAUGCUGAGCGACAGUGGCCUUGGAAAGAUUUCUCCCCACUACGAGGUACCUGACAAACAAAAGGACGCCAGCCAGACACAUAUGCUGCAGUCACCGGUUUCUUCAGAAGAUCAAGCACUUUUACAGGCAGUCAUAUCUGGUGAUCUACUGAAGUUCAUAGAAUGUUGUAAAAAAGGAGCCAAUUUGUUAAUCCAAGGACCUGAUCACUGCUCCUUGUUGCACCAUGCUGCCAAGACUGGGAACAGCGAGAUUGUGAAAUACAUCCUGGAGCAUGGUCCAUCUGAAUUACUGGACAUGACAGACAGUGAAACGGGUGAGACAGCAUUACAUAAGGCGGCUUGCCAGCGCCACCGUGCCGUCUGCCAGCUCCUGGUGGAUGCGGGAGCCUCUCUGAGAAAGACAGACUCCAAGGGUAAAACCCCUCGUGACAGGGCUCAACAAGCUGGUGAUCUGGAUCUGGCCUCCUACCUGGAGAGCCGACAAAACUAUCAAAUUUCCCAUGAGGAUCUAGAGACAGCAGUCUGAUGUCUGAAAAUGUCCAAGAGGAUCCCUGGAAAUCUUGAGACUGCACCUGAGGCACUCAGGCAUCGUGUGAGGAAGAAACUGAUGGAAUCCACAUGUCUCUCACUCUCAAGGAAAAUACCUGAGGACAUGCCACCAGUUUCUAAGGGCUACUGAGUCUUGCCGUGGAAUGGUUAUGUUCCA